AUGGCACCCGCGAAGGGCACUAUCCUUGCCACCGCCGCCAACGGCAGUCUGAGCUCCUCCGUCGUCAAGCACAAGCCUGCGCUCGCCCAAGAUUAUCAUGGGCUAUACGCGGUACGCGGGGCAGAGAGCGCCACCACCGCGAAGAAGGCAUUUCAAGGCGCCAAGGCCGCGAAGCACGGGAGUAGGUACAUCGGCCACGACUUCGCCGAGGACAACUUCAACAUGACAUUCCAGGCCGCCUACCUCUCCCGCUUCCUCUUAGCAUUGCUGCUCCUCCAGGGAAUGGACGAGGGGAACGGCGGUAUCGCACACCUCCGAUCCGCGCAACAAGCUGCCGGUCAACGCCCACGCGGCCGAGCAACUCCGCUAAAUCUUCAGCAACCCGAGCAGAGAAUCUCCAAGGGCAUCUGGGACGCCGCCGCCGGCCUCACGCGGCGGCUGCCGGCGGACCCGUCGCUCUCGCGGGCCGCAGCGCUCGCGGUCGACCCGGCGGCCAUGAUCGGCAGCCUGGCGCGGCGCAGCGGGGAGCCGCAGCGGGUGCUCGCCUUGCGGGUGCCGGGCCCGCUGCUGGCGCCGCUCGCGUCGCAGCUUUUCUCGCACGACGGCCUGCGCACGCCGUCGAAGUCGGCCGGCGAUGUCGAGCGCGCCCGCUUCGAGGACGCCGCCUACCUCAACGAGUCGCCCGUCGCCGGCGUCGGCGCCGAGGCCGAGGACGAGACCAAAUACCGCAGGCUCCAGCGCGAUAUAGCCCGGGGCACGAGCACUCACUACCGGGGAACCCAUCCUGUUAUGCUGUACGACAGACAACGGAUAACCCCAAGGGGCGUCUCUAACCUCGGUUCCGUCACCUUAUCCGGCGCAGGCAUGGCCGGUGCGCACAUCCACGACGACGUCCGUGUCUUCGAAAUGGCGAGCUUCGGUUGA
This is a messenger RNA of Durotheca rogersii, 924 nucleotides long. RefSeq names its product NAD(P)-binding protein. The record is from RefSeq and is a predicted model, not a curated record. Bases 1 to 924 code for a protein of 307 amino acids. The transcript is spliced from 6 exons. Lineage: Eukaryota; Fungi; Ascomycota; Sordariomycetes; Xylariales; Xylariaceae.